Linum trigynum is the source of this 1781-nucleotide messenger RNA. The record is from the annotation of a GenBank genome assembly. Lineage: Eukaryota; Viridiplantae; Streptophyta; Magnoliopsida; Malpighiales; Linaceae.
CUGACUUAUUAUCCAAGUCGGGCCAGACCUAAAACCCUAAAAGCCCUAAGAAGAGACGCAAGUGAGCUGCUUGCUGCUGCAACGAUCGUCUCCUCUUGACCCCAAAUCUCGCCUGGCAAUUCACCUCUCUCCCGUCUCCGCCGCUUUCACCGCUUUCAGUUGAGGUUCGUCCAUUUGCUUCGCCGUCGCUUACCGGAAUAUACUCCCUCCCUUUCCUCCUCCUUGUUCUCUACUCGUCUUCGUUUUCUGUGGAUUCGGAGAGUUGGAGCGAUCUCUGCGUCCACGAUUUUUUGACUCUCUCUUUUCUGCUGUUUCAGUAAUGGCUUCGAAGAACAACCCCAGGGUUCCUUCCGCCCAAGUGGGAUCUGCGCUGGUGAAGUUUGGAGUCGCCGCUGGAAUUGCCGUUUACGCCGCUGCGAACUCCCUCUACAAUGUUGAAGGUGGCCACCGUGCCAUCGUCUUCAACCGGAUUACCGGCAUCAAGAAUAGGACUUUCCCAGAAGGAACCCACUUUAUCUUCCCGUGGUUUGAAGUCCCGAUUAUCUAUGACGUCAGGGCUCGCCCUCAUCUUGUGGAGAGUACAUCUGGAAGCCGUGAUCUUCAAAUGGUCAAGAUUGGCCUUCGAGUCCUUACCCGUCCGGUCGCGGAAGAGUUGCCCACAAUCUUUAGGAGCCUUGGUACCAAUUAUAAUGAGAGAGUGCUGCCUAAUAUCAUUCAUGAGACUCUGAAAGCGGUGGUUGCGCGGUACAAUGCCAGCCAGCUCAUCACCCAGAGAGAGGCUGUUAGCAGGGAAAUAAGGAGCAUCAUGACAGAGCGGGCAAAGCAUUUCAACAUUGCACUGGACGAUGUGUCCAUAACCAGUCUGACUUUUGGGAAAGAGUUCACUGCUGCAAUUGAGGCGAAACAAGUGGCUGCUCAGGAGGCAGAGAGGGCUAAGUUCAUUGUGGAGAAGGCUGAACAGGACAAGAGGAGUGCCAUUAUCAGAGCAGAGGGUGAAGCCAAGAGUGCUCAGCUGAUCGGACAAGCAAUUGCAAACAACCCUGCUUUCAUCACCCUGAGGAAGAUUGAAGCUUCCAGAGAGAUUGCACAGACAAUGUCCCAUUCGUCGAACAAGAUCUUCCUUGCCUCGAACGAUUUGCUGCUGAACCUCCACGAGUUGGAGAUGAAGGCCACUGGGAAGAACUAGUUCAUUGGAUCUUCUCUCCUGAAUCUGAGGACGGGACGAGAUGGAUGGUUGUCUGCUACUUUUCGUUACUGUCUUUGUUGCUUGGAAUCAAAAUUGAUGAAUCAAUCAUCUCUUUGUUGUUAGGUUUGGCAUUUUGGAACGAGUAAAAACUUACUGUGGCUUAGCUGUGAUCAGGAUGUAGAUAAGACAGGCUAGUCUGUUGUGUUUUGAUUGAAAGAUCAAAAUUACAAUGGAGAGGGGGAUUUCCUCGAGAAACAAUGGACGGCAGUAUGGGAAUGAUCAACAACUUUGAAAUGAUGCCAUGAACUAUACUUUUGGUGCAUGAUUUGUUUCGCUCUUCCAUAUCUCUUCUGUUUCUGAUUGCCUUGUAAGAUGUCGAUUCUCCUUUCUUUCUCUAUUUCUUCGUAUGUUGGUAACUGGAAAGCUCCAAACUUUGGUUUCACUUGUUCAGUUGUUUGGUAGGAAACUACUUUUCAAUGGAAGCUGCGUGAAAUAACAAUAUAUAUAUGUUUACAUUAUUACAAUAUAUAUAUACAUGUUUAACUGUUGAAAUAACCAAAAAAAACUGUACAUAAAAUAAAUAAACAGAAUGAUU